Marmota monax (woodchuck) is the source of this 985-nucleotide messenger RNA. It is a transcript of the gene Rec114, whose product is annotated as REC114 meiotic recombination protein. The transcript is spliced from 6 exons. Bases 121 to 915 code for a protein of 264 amino acids. The record is from RefSeq and is a predicted model, not a curated record. Lineage: Eukaryota; Metazoa; Chordata; Mammalia; Rodentia; Sciuridae.
CCUGAGCCUGCCUAUUGGCUUCUGCUGAGGGGAAGGGUGGGUCUUGGAUUGCUUCGCUUUCUGAUUGGCUAGCUGUACAGAUUGGCAGGUCCCAGCAGGCUAUGCGUGAUAGACCCAGACAUGGCGCAGGCGGGAAAAGUGGCCUUGGGCCUUGGCCUUCCGGGAGGAGAAGCUGCACAGUGGCCACUGCAGCGGUAUGGCCGAUUCAUGCUGUUGGGUACCGGAGAGCCACCUGGUCCUGGCUCAGAAGUUGAGCAGAGCGCUUCCACCACGUGGAAGGUUUUUGAUUCCAAUGAAGAAUCUGGGUAUCUUGUUCUCACCAUAGUUAUAUCCGGUCACUUCUUCAUUUCCCAGGGACAGACACUACUGGAAGGCUUUUCACUCGUUGAUAGCAAGAACUGGUUGAAGAUCGUAAGACGCAUGGAUUGUCUGUUGUUUGGCACAACAAUAAAGAAUAAGAGCCGCAUGUUUCGCAUACAGUUUGGUGGGGAGUCCAAGGAACAAGCGCUGGAACACUGCUGCAACUGUGUGCAAAACCUGUCCCAGUAUGUAACUGUUCAGAUGCCCGAGGGAAUCAUUCAGGAGCUCCAUCCAAGACCUGGCCCAUGGGCAGGUGGAAGCCAAGGGAAGGACUGUGCAAAGAGGUCCCCAGUGCAGCAUGGGUCCCACCAGAACAUGGAACAGCAGAGGUGUGUGGCAGCCAGCACAGGCACUGCAGAGGAAAGGACCUCAGUGAUGCAAUUAGCUCAGUCUAUCCUGGCAUCGGAGGAGCUGCCCUUUGUUUAUGAACAGUCUGCCUGGGGUGUGGAAGAGUUGGGCCCCUUUCUACGCUUGUGCCUCAUGGAUCAAAACUUCCCAGCAUUUGUGGAUGAGGUAGAAAAGGAACUUAAAAAGCUGACGGGGUUAAGAAAUUAAUGUUCUAUGUAAAUGCAUAAACCUAAGGAACUUCUAAAGUAUUGAAAAAUGCUUUCUCCUAAAAAGUUAA